UCAAUUUUCUCAUUGACAUUCACUGCAAUUGUUCAUCAUUUCAAGUUGUAAAGGAUUUUCUCUGGAUAUCAUCAUGAAGAUUUCAAUGAUUGCCACUGUGGCUCUGCUAUCUCUCGUGGCUCUGGCCUCUUCUGCUCCUCAUCGCUCUUAUUAUCAGGAGAAAGAUGCUCAGCAACAGCACGACUAUAAAUAUUACGAUCAGCUGAAGGAUGCCCUGGAGCAAAGCAAUGUUGAGGAGGCUCGUCAGCAACGCGGUAACUACAACUACAAGACACAGAUGCAGCAGGACGGUGGCCCAAGCAACUAUUACUAUAAGACACAGAUGCAGCAGGACGGUGGCCCAAGCAACUAUUACUAUAAGACACAGAUGCAGCAGGACGAUCGCCCAAGCAACUAUUACUAUAAGGCACAGAUGCAGCAGGACGGUGGCCCAAGCAACUAUUACUAUAAGGCACAGAUGCAGCAGGACGGUGGCCCAAGCAACUAUUACUAUAAGACACAGAUGCAGCAGGCUGAUCGCCCAAGCAACUAUUACUAUAAGGCACAGAUGCAGCAGGACGGUGGUCCAAGCAACUAUUACUAUAAGACACAGAUGCAGCAGGACGGUGGCCCAAGCAGCUAUUACUACAAGGCACAGAUGCAGCAGGACGGUGGCCCAAGCAACUAUUACUAUAAGGCACAGAUGCAGCAGGACGGUGGCCCAAGCUAUAAGACACAGAUGCAGCAGAACGAUGGCCCAAGUAACUAUUACUAUAAGACACAGAUGCAGCAGAACGAUCGCCCAAGCAACUAUUACUAUAAGGCACAGAUGCAGCAGGACGGUGGCCCAAGCAACUAUUACUAUAAGGCGCAGAUGCAGCAAAAUGGCCCAUCGGAGGAGGCUCGUCAGCAACACGGCAACUAUUACUAUAAGGCACAGAUGCAACAAGAUGAGCCAUCUGAUGAUUGGACACCAGAGACACCAGCUGAGGUAGAUGCUAUGCAAGAAGAGCGCCCAUCUGACAGUCUACUGCUAGCAGCACUGCAGUCCCUGUUGGACAAACAAGAAGAGUAAACCAGCCGAAUAUGAGAAGCACGGAUACUGAAAUAGUAGAACACAUUAAAAAUUGCAGUGUGAAAAUUUCUAGUUAUAAUUAUGAUAAUGAGAUCAAUAGAAAUGAGUGAAAUUCAA
Messenger RNA from Halichondria panicea, 1171 nucleotides. RefSeq lists its product as uncharacterized. The coding region runs from base 74 to 1054 and encodes 326 amino acids. The transcript has 6 exons. The record is from RefSeq and is a predicted model, not a curated record. Lineage: Eukaryota; Metazoa; Porifera; Demospongiae; Suberitida; Halichondriidae.